This is a messenger RNA of Esox lucius (northern pike), 1329 nucleotides long. RefSeq names its product calcium binding protein 5b (gene cabp5b). Bases 227 to 736 code for a protein of 169 amino acids. The transcript is spliced from 8 exons. The record is from RefSeq and is a predicted model, not a curated record. Lineage: Eukaryota; Metazoa; Chordata; Actinopteri; Esociformes; Esocidae. Gene Ontology annotation, molecular function: calcium ion binding.
AUGGACAGAAUAAGUUACUUAUUGGUCAGCGAAUACAACAACAAUGAAGAGCAAAUAAAAAGGAUAAAAGUGUUUUCAAAGAUAAGGAAGAGAGCAGCAAUCAGAGAGACUCACUUUUCAGUGAAGACAUUGACUUCUAUGGAUUCAAGUGGAGAAGGGGACCGAAGUAAUCCAUCACAGACCUACAGUUCCAUGUCACCAGUACACAAAACAAAUCUUCUUGGUCAUGAGUCUGGGUCCAGCAUGCAUCUUUCUUAGAGGAGGGAAGAAAAUUGCCAGAUCGCUAGCAGAUGAUGAAAUACAAGAGUUGCGUGAGGCCUUUACGGAGUUUGAUAAGGACAAGGAUGGACUGAUCACCUGUAAAGAUCUGGGGAACCUGAUGAGGACAAUGGGAUACAUGCCCACAGAGAUGGAGCUUAUUGAACUCAGCCAGAACAUAAACAUGAAAUUGGGAGGGAGAGUGGCCUUUGAGGAUUUUGUGGAUCUGAUGGCCCCUAAGCUACUAGCUGAAACUGCGGGUAUGAUUGGACUAAAGGAGCUGAAAGACGCUUUUAAAGAGUUUGACAUGGAUGGUGAUGGAUCAAUUACCAUUGAUGAGUUAAGGCUUGCCAUGACAAAACUGUUGGGAUAUCAGGUCAACAGAAGAGAAAUUGAAGCAGUGAUCAGGGAGGCUGACAACAACGGAGAUGGCACAGUUGACUUUGAGGAGUUUGUAAAAAUGAUGUCACGGGAUUGAAUAACAGAAGAUGAAAGAUUGGAAACAUGGAAGGCAUUCCUUUGUGAGAAUCAAAUAUUCUCAAUAUGUAUAUUGAAUUUUGUAUGUGUCCGAUCAAUGUACAGCAUGACCCUUAAAAUGUAGGUAUAACACUUCUUUACUGCUGGUAUUUCUGGUAUUACCAUGGUAUGGACAAGGUAUGGUAUAGAACUUCUCCUAGGUAGUUCCUGUAUAUAAAUGAGAAUGUAUUCUCAGUUAAUUCAACUGGUAAAAUAAGAAGGAAAUUAUAGGGAUGAAUGAGACAGUAAAGUAGAUGCUGUAUAUACAUAAACAACAUUUGGCAUAAUCUGUCUUUCAAUGGUAGGAUUACAUCAAUCUCUGUAAUCUCCCUCAUGGGGCUUUCAGUUGAGCAGAUGGUGCGAAAUGUCUCCAGACUCUCCAGUUUUUGGAAUAAAAUAAACCACACUGGGCAAGUCACAGAAAUAGAAAAAGGAGUGAUCAAAUGCACUUUAGGGACAUGUGUGUUUAUAUUGUGUGUGAUUCUUCAGAGAUAUUUUUGUUAAAAUUAGGAGUUACAGAAAAAAACAAUCCUGUUUCCAGAAAUGUUGGGAAGA